CGUUCACUAGCGACGCCGAGUUUACUUUUCGCGCCUGAAGAAGACAUUCCAGUGUUUUCAUGUUCGUCCCGAGUUCUGCAGUUUUAGAAGCGGGGUUGUAAUUUGAAGACAUUGAAGGUUUUUUAAAAAUAUAAACCUACAGUUUGGAAAUAGGUAGUGAAAACAAGGAACAAUCGUCAAUACAAAGAGACUUUGGCGCUGUGUCAGCUUUACGGCGGAUUUUUAUUAAGAUCAGCGUUUUAAAUGAUUAAGAAUAUGCGUCGUAUAAAAUUCAAUCUGCAGAAUACGUCGACACCUGUAUCUCUCCUGCUUGAACUGUUCAGAUAGAAACGGAGUUAGCAGAGGAAUUAUUUUAUCUGCAAUGUGACUAAAAACCCAAGGUUCUUUUUUCUAUGCAAAACAUUUAUGUUGGCUGAUCAAAAGGAAUAAGGAAUUUCACAUUCGUUCUCACAUAUGCGGAUAGCUCUUUUUUUGCUGGAGAAAAGCCAUGGAUGACAAAGAGAAAAAGGUCCUGAUUCGACUCCGCACAGAGCUGGCCAGCGGCAUCAUUGUCACUGACGAGUUUCUAGACCGACUCGUACAAGACGGUGUCUUAACACAGGGAAUGGUGGAGGAGAGAGUCAAGGAGUCCGUGAGCGACCGCGAGAAGAUGACCACUGUCCUAGACAUGCUGCCCAGACGGGGACCCUCAGCGUUCCAGGACCUGGUCAGGGUGUUAGAGGAGGACUACAGCUGGCUGGCCAAGAGGAUGAAGGAGGUCCUGAAGGAGGAGGAGAAUAACGCCAAACUUGGACGAGGACACGGAGUUGCCCGAGUACAUGUAGAUCAUGAUAUCCGUGAUGACGUCAACAACUUCAUCCACAAGCAACUCGGAGAGAACAAAAAAGUCCCCCUGUCGAAUAAGAAAAGUAUCGAAAACGCUCUGGCAGCCAAAAUCCACCGCGAGCGCACGUACUGGAGGGACCAGCUGGGGGACUACGAGACCUCCUUGGAGCGCCACCAGUUCAAGGUGCCAAACAUUAACCUGAAACUGAAACGUCUUUGUGCCAACUUCAUGCGGGCGGACAGCGGUGGAAAGGCAAAGAAUCUCUCGGAAAUGGACGAUUUGGAAGAGCUGGAGUAUCACGUGGAGAAACUGGGAUUUGAAUUAGAGUGGUAUCAAGAGACGCAUAGAGACUGCUAUAUCACUCUCAACGAGGUCCCCUCGUGUGGCAAACCUAUAGUUGAGGUGAUCAGAGAGGCCAUACAGAUGCAAGAGAAGCGUCUUGCCGAGAAUGUUAAACGGCACGAAUUGCGCGAAGAACAAUUUGCCAUGAAAAUAAAAGACCAAUCAACUCAGAUAAAUGAGCUGAGGGAUCAGAACUUUGCUCUCAGACGACGUCUUGACGAGGCCAUUACGGAGAAAAACAAUACCGAAUGUCAGCUAGAAGACAUCGUGGAGGAACAACGUGAGAAAGACUUGAAGCACGAAAAGGAGCUUGAGGAGUUACAACAGCAGCUUAGCGAGCUGCAAGAGAAGACCGCCCCCCAGAAACCGCAGCGUUCACGUAACCCUUCUAUCGGCUCUAACCACGGUAUCGGGAUAAAUGUCCGAGGACUCGCGGGUCGCACAGGGAAUGCCCCGGCGUCUCGCACUCACAGUAACAGAAAGUGGCUCCCGAAUAACCAUGGUGACAAAAAUCUUUAUGCAAAUCUCAGAAAGUCACUUGACAGAAUUAAUCGACAGCAAUGACUGUAAGAUUUUUAAAAUCUCUUAUUACAUAUGUAUGUCCAAGUGCAUACCAGUCUGGUUGCGUUUCCUACAGAUAUCCAGAUAACGUGUAUAUAAACGGUGCAGUUUGUCUAUUGAUAUACACAAGCUGAUAUGAUAUCUGUUCACUUAACUGAGAGCAACAAUAUAACAGUUAAUCGUAAUUUUGAUAUUGAGAAAAUAAUUUACUUUGGCCAAGGAUUAGACUGCUAGUGUGGUCAUUACAGUCUUAAACAACUGUCAUUUCUAACUUAAGCCUGAAACGCGCCAGGUGCCGCAUUUAAGCGAAUCACUUCUGAUUUAACACUUGAGAAAAAAAA
Molecule: messenger RNA, 2070 nt
Organism: Lingula anatina
Lineage: Eukaryota; Metazoa; Brachiopoda; Lingulata; Lingulida; Lingulidae
Biological process (GO): regulation of apoptotic process
Molecular function (GO): death domain binding; protease binding
Source: RefSeq, a predicted model, not a curated record